This is a messenger RNA of Fusarium pseudograminearum CS3096, 684 nucleotides long. RefSeq lists its product as uncharacterized. Bases 1 to 684 code for a protein of 227 amino acids. NCBI's taxonomy places the organism in Eukaryota, Fungi, Ascomycota, Sordariomycetes, Hypocreales, Nectriaceae. The transcript is spliced from 5 exons. Gene Ontology annotation, cellular component: peroxisomal membrane. The record is from RefSeq and is a predicted model, not a curated record.
AUGGCCAUGCCAUCUUCGCUGGAGGUGUUGAAGAACACGCUUGAGGAGAUUGUCAAGAACCCGCAAUACCAUGAUCUAUUAUCGCUGGUUAAGACGGCGCGCAAUGGUAUCAUUUACGGAACCAAAGUGCGGUUUCCCCACGCACUGGUGAUGGUCUUCCUCUUCCGCUCCGGAACAUUCCGCGAAAAGGUCAAGCUAGUCCUUCGAGCGACAAGACAUCAUGCGACAAACUUGGCGCGCUUCGCUACCAUUUAUAAGCUGACAAUGUUGGCGCUCAAAUACUUUGGCGCAGAGCCUGGAAAGGAGGGUACAUACGACUCCUUCGUAGGCGGUCUUGUCGGCGGUUACUUUGUCUUUGGCGGUCGAUCGAAGCGCACGGGAAAGAUCUCAUCAGUCAACCAGCAGAUCGUCAUCUACGUCUUUGCGCGCGUAGUGCUCGCCCUCGCACGCAUCGCCGUCAAGCCCGGAGCUGGCUUACCAGUCGUGUCGUCUGAGCCUCUCCACAGCACCAUCAACCAUUACGCCUGGCCAGCCUUCGCCUCUCUGUCGUGGGCCAUGGUCAUGCUAAUCUUCCGCUACCAUCCUGAGGAUCUACAGUCGAGCUUGAGAGGCAGUAUGACAUAUAUCUACAAGGACUGCAACGAAUUCGACUCGCUUCGAACUCUGCUCUGGGUGAACAAAUAG